AAAGUUCAGGUCACGCAGACAGUUUCAGUAUUGAGUGUGUUUGUGUUCCCCCCUCAGUCUCUCAAGUCUAACUCUGUUCGUACUGAGCUGUCCGAGCUUCAGGAUGACCCGCUGGGCGCUUCUUGCUCCCCUACUGCUCCUGCUGGGUCUGUUCAUCCACAGUAGUGUCUGUCAGGAGGCUGAGGACUCAGCAGCAGCAGCACCACCACCACCACCAGGCCAGGCCCCUCAUGGCACGCAGGCGGAGGACGAGAAUGAAGAGUGGGGACUGAACUCUCUCAGAGGCGGCUUUGAGGCCGUCGGCGGGUACUUUGACUCGGUGCUAGAAUUCAUGGGCGGACGUGAUGGGGUGUGCCAAUACCGCUGUAGAUAUGGUAAAGCUCCUCUUCCUCGUGCUGGAUACCAGAUGCCAGAGCCUAAUGGAUGUAGCUCUUACUUCUUUGGACUUCCUGUUCCAGAAGGGAUGGACAUGGGCAUCCCUGCCAUGACCAAGUGUUGCAAUCAGCUGGAUAUGUGUUACGACACCUGUGGCUCCAACAAGUACCGCUGCGACUCCAAGUUCCGCUGGUGCCUCCAUGGCAUCUGUUCUGACCUCAAGAAGAGCCUCGGUUUUGUGUCAAAGGUUGAAGCAUGUGAAACUGUAGCAGACACCUUGUUCAACACAGUGUGGACCCUUGGCUGCAGACCCUACAUGAACAGCCAGAGGGCAGCGUGCUACUGUCAAGGAGAGGAGAAAGAUGAACUUUAAAGAUCGAUGCUCAAACCACUCUUCUAUUUAUAAAACAGCAUCAACAAGGGCAACAUCACAGAUGAUGGUGCUCCGAUUUAUAGUGCUGCAAAGACUGCGUGACUACUUGAGUAAUUUAUUCGGAAGGUCUUGUUCUUGUUUUGUUCAAAGCCCUUAUUCGACUUUGCAGUUAAAAUUUGGAUGUUAUUGUUAAAAGUUUAACUGCACACUGAGUUGCAAGCCAGAUCUAUAUUUGUUUGUUUCUAGCAGUGCAUUUAUAUCUGCUGUAGUGCUGUUAUUAGCAGCUACUCAGCUGCUAAUGCGUUUGAUUCUAGUAAAAAAGGAAAAAUGCUUGUGGCCUGAAUUCCACUUUACAAUGUAAAAAGACAGCCUAGUGUGCAUCCCACUACGAGUGUGUUACCAUGUCACACUGAGGAUAGUCCACUGUAUGAAU
Molecule: messenger RNA, 1181 nt
Organism: Xiphias gladius (swordfish)
Lineage: Eukaryota; Metazoa; Chordata; Actinopteri; Istiophoriformes; Xiphiidae
Product: group XIIB secretory phospholipase A2-like protein
Exons: 4
Coding region: 104-748 (214 amino acids)
Biological process (GO): phospholipid metabolic process; cholesterol homeostasis; lipid catabolic process
Cellular component (GO): extracellular region
Molecular function (GO): A2-type glycerophospholipase activity; calcium ion binding
Source: RefSeq, a predicted model, not a curated record